Molecule: messenger RNA, 741 nt
Organism: Phaedon cochleariae (mustard beetle)
Lineage: Eukaryota; Metazoa; Arthropoda; Insecta; Coleoptera; Chrysomelidae
Source: the annotation of a GenBank genome assembly
GGAAUCAGUAACCAACCGCCGCGGCGGUCGUGUAGACAGUAUCUAAUGAAAUGAACAACACUGUAUUUAUUUUUUAUUUAUUUAUUUGAAAUUUCAAAGAGAUAACUAGGUAGUUGGUUUUGAAUUUCAUAAAUAUGGGUAUAACAGAUGAUGUAACUCUCCCGACUGAAGAAGAAUUAACUGUACAAGAAGUUAACUUAUCAGGACCAGCUCUAAAAGCUGGUGCCUUUCAUCUAGGGAAGGCUUGCGAGUUCGAAAAUAAUGAAUUUAUUCUAUGUAGAAACGAAUUGAAGGAUCCAAGAGCAUGUAUCAAUGAAGGCAAAGCUACAACGAACUGUGCAUUGAAUUUCUUCAGACAGGUUAAGAAGACUUGUGCUGAUGAGUUCAUGCAAUAUGUAAACUGUCUGGAUAAAUCUAGCCCUGAUCAAAAAUUUUUACCGUGCCGAAAGACACAGGGAGUGUUUGACAAAUGUGUCAAAGACAAUUUGGGUAUGGAAAGACCUCCUUAUGAUUACUUUGCCAGAGUUCAUGUCCACAAAACUGCUAGACCUAGACCACCAGUUGAAGGACCUGCAGUGUAUGAAGAUGCUACACCAGGUCUUCCAGAAGACACUCCAAGACCAGAAGCAAAAUAUGGAUCACGUUAUAUUUUCAUGUGGUAAUACUGCAAUCAUGGUGUUGUGUAGUUUGUACAAGUAUGUAUCUGCUAGAACUAUUGUAAAUAAAUUAUAAUAUGAAUCU